CCGCGCGGGGCUGCGCGGAGCGGAGCGGAGCAUGUCGGCGCUGCGGAGGAAGCUGGGCGAUGAGUACCAGGUGGUGAGCACCUCGGCCAGCGGCGGGGGGCUGCCUCCGCCCCGGGCGGCCCCGCGGGGGAAGCGGCAGCGCUUCGUGGAUAAGAACGGGCGGUGCAACGUGCAGCACGGCAACCUGGGCGGCGAGACCAGCCGGUACCUGUCCGACCUGUUCACCACGCUGGUGGACCUCAAGUGGCGCUGGAACCUCUUCAUCUUCGUGCUCACCUACACCGUGGCCUGGCUCUUCAUGGCCUCCAUGUGGUGGGUGAUCGCCUACAUGCGGGGCGACCUGAACAAGGCGCACGACGACAGCUACACCCCCUGCGUGGCCAACGUCUACAACUUCCCCUCCGCCUUCCUCUUCUUCAUCGAGACCGAGGCCACCAUCGGCUACGGCUACCGCUACAUCACGGACAAAUGCCCCGAGGGCAUCAUUCUCUUCCUCUUCCAGUCCAUCCUGGGCUCCAUUGUGGACGCCUUCCUCAUCGGCUGCAUGUUCAUCAAGAUGUCCCAGCCCAAGAAGAGGGCUGAGACCCUGAUGUUCAGCGAGCACGCGGCCAUCUCCAUGCGGGACGGCAAGCUCACCCUCAUGUUCCGCGUGGGCAACCUCCGCAACAGCCAUAUGGUCUCAGCGCAGAUCCGCUGCAAGCUGCUCAAGUCCCGCCAGACGCCCGAGGGCGAGUUCCUGCCGCUGGACCAGCUGGAGCUGGACGUGGGCUUCAGCACGGGCGCCGACCAGCUCUUCCUCGUCUCGCCGCUCACCAUCUGCCACGUCAUCGAUGCCAAGAGCCCCUUCUACGACCUGUCCCAGCGCAGCAUGCAGACCGAGCAGUUCGAGAUCGUCGUCAUCCUGGAGGGCAUCGUGGAAACCACGGGGAUGACGUGCCAGGCCAGGACAUCCUACACCGAGGAUGAGGUGCUCUGGGGCCAUCGCUUCUUCCCGGUUAUUUCCUUGGAAGAAGGGUUCUUCAAAGUCGACUACUCGCAGUUCCACGCGACGUUCGAGGUCCCCACGCCGCCGUACAGCGUGAAGGAGCAGGAGGAGAUGCUGCUCAUGUCCUCGCCCCUGAUAGCGCCCGCUGUCAGCAACAGCAAGGAGAGGAAUAACUCGGUGGAGUGCCUGGAUGGUCUCGAUGAGGUUGGCAUAAAACUACCUUCCAAACUGCAGAAAAUAACCGGAAGGGAAGACUUCCCCAAAAAACUCCUCAGGAUGAGCUCCACCACCUCCGAGAAGGCCUACAGCAUGGGCGAUUUGCCCAUGAAACUGCAGCGGAUCAGCUCGGUCCCUGGGAAUUCGGAAGAGAAACUGGUGUCCAAAGCCACCAAGAUGAUGUCGGAUCCCAUGAGCCAGUCCGUGGCCGACUUGCCGCCCAAGCUCCAGAAACUGUCGGGCGGCGGCCGGAUGGAAGGGAACCUUCCUCCGAAACUGAGAAAAAUGAAUUCCGAUCGCUUCACAUAACCCGGCUACCGAGGCCGGACUGCUCCAGCAGGCGCGGUGCGGGAGGAAGGCCCCGACAGGGCCGCACGUGGCUCCGUGCCCGGCGGUGGUGGGCGCAACCAGCAGGCCGCGCUGCCCCGGGGGCCAACAGAGCCGGCCGCCCCCGGCAUGUAGAACCACGACGCGCAUGCAAUAAUAGUGUGCAAUCCUUGCAUCUAGUUUUCUGGCAUGGCUCCUACUAUAUUUAUACUGUAUAUUCUGAAAAAAAAAAAAACGCAUCGAGGGGCGUUCCGUUCCCCCGUAUUUCUUAAGAGUCGGUAGUAGGUCAAACAUGCGCGUGGGUAACUUUCAGGGUAAGUUAAGUUCUACUUUGAGUUCGUUUUCUUUUCUUCUGACGUGGGUUGCGAUGUUUCGUUCGAAGUAGUUACGGUGCACGCCUUUUCUUUCUUAAAAGGAAGUGUAUUAGUUAAUUCCUCACACCAAAUCUGCUGGCCUUAAGCUAACUAACUGCUGGUUUCCAUUUUGCUUUAAGUUCUUCUUGGGUUUUCUUUUCCUGCCUCUAGACUGCUGGAAAAAAAUUGAGAAAGGAAGCUUCUAUCAAUAAGGCUUGGCAAAACGAUAAAGGAAUGGGUAAAAUUCGCACUUGAGGUAAAAUUAGAAAAAACAAUUGAACUUUUGAAAGAAUUCUGUCUCUGUACAAUAAACAGACAACAUGCUUGGUUUCUCAGGACAGCUGACGAUGACAGCAGUUGUGUUGUUCAGUUGUCCUUGAAGUCAGGCAGGCUCCUGUUGUGGAGCAGAGCCAGGCUCCCCCUGAGCCCCUGUGGUGCCAGGGCUUUGCUCUCCCUUACUCUGAAGCCCCAUCCUGCAAACCCAGGUCCCAGCGGUGGUUCUGUGAGCCCACACCUUGCAGCCAGAGCUGUGAGAGCUGCUGAGUCCCAAGGUGAUCCCUGUACUGCUUUCUCUGUGGUGAGAACACGCGCUAACCGAGGUUGACCCUGUGGGUUUUGAAAUGAGUAAUACUUGGUGUAAAUGUUUGGUUUGGUAUCCUCCCGUGGCUGUGCGUGGUUUUUGGGUUUUUUAAUCCUGUUUUACUCCCUCUCUGCUGCUGUGCCCCAGCACCUGUUUCAUUGGGAAACAGUAGUUUGGUUUUGGUAGAAGUGGUGCCAUGGGGUGAGAGCUGAGACAUGCAGUAUUGCUGGAAGGGUUGGCUCAGACUCCACAGGGACUCCGUGCUUGGCCUGGAAGUUGCCCUGUGUGCUCGAUCAGCUGUGCACUCCCAGGCUUUCUACCAACUAAAGGUUUUUUCCAUUGUUUAUGAUGAUUUUUGAGUGGCACUGCACGCUUCUUACACCUUUGGCCGUACUGAAAUACUUUGCACAUUAUUGUUAAAGGGAACUGUGUGUGUAGCUCCCUGUGUGCUGACGCUGUGCGCUGAACGAGUGAUGAGCAGACUUCCAACGUUGCAAGGUAAGCUCUGAACAUUUUUCCCCUAUUUGCUAACACUUGUUCAGGCCAUCUUGUAAACUACAGCAGACUUCUGUGCCACGUGAAAAUGGCCACAUACAAUGGUCAGGUGUCAACAGUAAAUAUGUCACCUCCAAUCCAAACCAGAAAGCCGGGGACACUGAAUCAGCGUGAUGGUUCUACAAGUUGUAGAACCAUAGAAUGGCUUAGGUUGGAGGGGACCUUAAAGAUGGUCCUGCCAUGGGCUGGCUGCCCCCCUACCUGCUCAGGCUGCCCCAUCUCUGGCCUUGGCAUCUCCAGGGAUGGGGCACCCAUCGUGCUUGGGGCAGCCUACUGCCCUGCAGCCCCUCCUGGCACAGCAGGCCUAUGGGUCAGCCCCCUGCACCCAGGCCUCCAUAUGGACAGCCAACGUACCCCCCCAUACUAAGAGCCUUGGAGUGUCCCCAGCUAUGUCCCUGUGCUGCACAAACUGAAUGUAAAGGGCUGACCGGGAGCAGCGAGCCAGCAGCCCGAGUGGGGGCAAGGUGCUGGGUCUCACCAGGAGAGUGUUCUUGUGUUUGUUCAAUUAAUGCCAUUAUGAAAUACUAAAGGUGAUAGCUCAUUCAACAUCUUAAGUAAUUUGCCUGUCCUUGUUGCACACAGGUUUUCUGAGGCUUGUGGCUUGUAUCGCAAUGUAUGAUGUAUGUUGAGGCUAAAAUACACGUGUCUUCUGUCACUAAGAGUGAAAGUAAAAACCUGGAUGAUUGGUAACUGCCUUUGGUUAUUGGGUUCAGGAAGUUAUUUCUGGUUAACAUUUCAUUCUUACUGGUGUGGCCUUUUCUGUUUUUCCUGAACGUUUUCACCCAGCCCUAAGGCUUGUGCUAAGAGAAGUGUGUCUGUUUGUUGGACUGCACAGCCGGUCUGUGUUCUCUACUGCUGAAUUUAUGCUUGAAUUAUAUUGUAAAUUGUACAUAUUUGAAUUAGAAUAAACUAAAUGCAUUUUCUGGCAUGCACUCUAUAACUGUAUAAAUGUACAAGUUUACCUGAAUUAUACAAAACAAACUCUUGUAUUCAUUAAUACUGCAAGCUCAGUUUUAUCUACAGCUGUAUUAAACUUUGAGAAUUGUUCA
Molecule: messenger RNA, 4065 nt
Organism: Numida meleagris (helmeted guineafowl)
Lineage: Eukaryota; Metazoa; Chordata; Aves; Galliformes; Numididae
Gene: KCNJ3
Product: potassium voltage-gated channel subfamily J member 3
Exons: 3
Coding region: 32-1510 (492 amino acids)
Biological process (GO): regulation of monoatomic ion transmembrane transport; potassium ion import across plasma membrane
Cellular component (GO): plasma membrane
Molecular function (GO): G-protein activated inward rectifier potassium channel activity
Source: RefSeq, a predicted model, not a curated record